This is a messenger RNA of Chrysochloris asiatica (Cape golden mole), 2059 nucleotides long. It is a transcript of the gene AKAP17A, whose product is annotated as A kinase (PRKA) anchor protein 17A. Lineage: Eukaryota; Metazoa; Chordata; Mammalia; Afrosoricida; Chrysochloridae. Gene Ontology annotation, cellular component: nuclear speck; cytosol. Gene Ontology annotation, biological process: regulation of RNA splicing. The record is from RefSeq and is a predicted model, not a curated record. Gene Ontology annotation, molecular function: RNA binding; protein kinase A binding. Bases 11 to 2059 code for a protein of 682 amino acids. The transcript has 5 exons.
CGCUCCGGCGAUGGCCUCGGCCACCAUCGUUCACGACACGUCUGAGGCGGUGGAGCUGUGCCCCCUGCACGGCCUCUACCUGAAGCCCAUCACGAAGAUGACCAUCAGCGUGGCCCUGCCGCAGCUGAAGCAGCCGGGCAAGUCCAUCUCCAACUGGGAGGUGAUGGAACGGCUGAAGGGCAUGGUGCAUAGCCACCAGUUCUCCACGCUGCGCAUCGCCAAGAGCACCAUGGACUUCAUCCGCUUCGAGGGCGAGGUGGAGAACAAGAGCCUCGUCCGCUCCUUCCUGGCCUGCCUGGACGGCAAGACCAUCAAGCUCAGCGGCUUCUCGGACAUCCUCAAGGUGCGCGCCGCCGAGUUCAAGAUCGACUUCCCCACGCGCCACGACUGGGACUCCUUCUUCCGCGACGCCAAGGACAUGAACGAGACCCUGCCGGGCGAGCGGCCGGACACCAUCCACCUGGAGGGGCUGCCCUGCAAGUGGUUCGCCCUGAAGGAGUCAGGCUCCGAGAAGCCCAGCGAGGAGGUCCUGCUCAGGGUGUUCGAGAAGUUCGGGGAGAUCCGCAACGUGGACAUCCCCAUGCUAGACCCAUAUCGGGAGGAGAUGACCGGCCGCAACUUCCACACCUUUAGCUUCGGGGGCCACCUCAACUUCGAAGCCUACGUUCAGUACCGUGAAUAUGCGGGCUUCAUCCAGGCCAUGAGCGCCCUCCGUGGCAUGAAGCUUAUGUUCAAGGGUGAGGACGGGAAGGCUGUGGCCUGCAACAUCAAGGUGUCCUUUGACUCCACCAAGCACCUGAGCGAUGGCUCCAUCCGGAAGCGGCAGCUGGAGCGGCAGAAGCUGCAGGAGCUGGAGCAGCAGCGAGAGGAGCAAAAGCGCAGGGAGAAGGAGGCCGAGGAGAGGCAGCGGGCCGAGGAGAGGAAGCAGAAGGAGUUGGAGGCGCUAGAACGCGAGCGGAAGCGGGAGGAAAAACUGCGGCGGCGCGCCCAGAAGCAGCGGGACCGCGAGGUGCGGCGCAGUCAGAAGAAGCUGGAGCGGCUGCAGGCCGAGGAGCAGAAGCGGCUGCAGGCGAAGAUCCGCUCGGAGGAGAGGAAGCUGCUGCUGGCGCAGAGGAACCUGCAGUCCAUCCGCCUCGUCGCCGAGCUGCUCAGCCGGGCCAAGGCCGGGAAGCUGCGUGAGGCCGCGCGGCAGGAGGAGCGGCGGCGGCUGCAGGAAGCCGAGCUGCGGCGCGUGGAGGAGGAGAAGGAGCGCGCCUUGGGGCUGCAACGCAAGGAGCGCGCACUGCGGGAGCGCCUGCUCAGCAUCCUCCUCAGCCGCCAGUCCGGGGCCGCGCCGCGCGCGCACGAUGACCUGCUGCGACCCGUCCUCGACAUGCUGCAGGGCGUGUCCGCCGGCCGUGCGCCCCCCGGCCCGCCCCCUGAGCCCCCGGCCCCGGCCCCGAACACGCUGGCCGAGGACAAGUCCUGCCCGGGCGUGCUGGCCUGCAUCCCCGACAACACGCCGCAGCCCAAAGGCGUGCCUGCCGGAGGAGGUCCUGACUCUCCCAAGAGGGACACGCGCUCCCUGGUGGACAAGUGCAACCGCGCUCCCAGCCCCGGCCGCGCCCGCGCUAGCCGGGAGCGCACCACCGAAGCCACCGCCGGGACCGCUCCCGCUCGCGCUCCGCUAGCCGCCACCGCAGCGCCUGGAACAGGUAGUGACGGCCGGCCCAGCUCCGCGACCCCUGGAGCUUGGCGGUCUGGAGCCUCGAUCCUCGUGGUGACCUGCGUGCGGCCCAGUGACCGGGAGGCAGGCUCUAUCGACAGCGCACUCUGGACCCAGGGUCUCUUCCCCCGGGAGGCAACACGGACACUUCCGCCUCGGAAGCGUGGCGGUCACUCUUUUUGCUUUAGACUUCCUUUCCGAUUUUCGGACCCGAUAGCUUUGAUGUCACUGGCCGUGUGUGAAGUCGAGCCCACCUGGCAGACAGACCUGCGUGGUCAUUCCACGCACUGCCUCUCCCGGGACCAUGCGUACUGGGCACAGGGCGGGCGGCUCCAGCAUCACCGAAGGCGCUGA